UUAGAAUUUUUCGGAGAUGUAUAAUGAUUUUUUGAAGUAAUCAAUUUCAAAAUCUGGAAAUGAAAUUAUUCAGACGGACUUCCGGUCAGACAUCUCUGCCAGCGGGAGAAUUGAAUUCCCAAUUUGACAUCUGGCAUACGUAUUCCACCGAUGAGUGUUUUGACGUUCGUGAUGAUACGUCAGUCGAAGGUCUUUCUUGAGGUAAUGAACAUGAGCUCGCGGAGUUGAAUAAAAAAAUCCAGCAGGAUGGCAUUAUGGAGAGCCAGAAGAUACAUGGAAUACGUGAAAUCAGUGUCAGCGUGCUUUGUUUUCAUCGGGGGAUGCUGGUUCAUGUAUCAACUCCGAGAGAUAUCCGAGAUGCUAAGGUCCACAUUGGCAACAAAUGUCUUAACACUCGAGCAAAAACAGGCCCAAUAUAUCUACCUUGAUGAUCCGAAGUUCAAAGAUCUAUUCGUUCACUCGAUCGACAACGAUCUUCAGUCAUCAAUCAGCGAGACACCCAAGACAUUUUCGCAGGUCAUCACGAAAUGGUGGAAGUCUCUGAACAGGAGUUUGGCUUACAGACUCGUUCAUAUUGCCAACAACGGGCUCAAAGAGGAGAGAUCCAGAGCUAUUUAUACUCUGGGCUCGCUCAAACAUCUUAAAGACUGGCAUUAUCAGCAAUUAGCACAGAUGAUCGAUGCAAAGACUGCAGUGGGUCUCGCUCGAAUAGCCGAUUCAGAUCUCAGGUUCUUCUUGAAGCCCCCCUACUCUCAUCUGAGGAAAAAACUCUACGAAAUUAUUGAUGAACUCCACCAAUUGCUGCAGGAUAUGGAUAAAUUGUGCGAUAAUCAUCACACGUGUUUAACUCGAUUUUUAAAGAAAUCGUUUCAAGAUUUUCAUCGUGAUGAGCUAGUUCUCGAUCAUGAUUUAUCGAGCGUAGGCAUCACAACGGGGUCAGUCGCCUCCUGGGAUCAGCAGCUCCUCCAGAACUGCAUCCAGGCGAUUUAUCAUCACUCGUCAAUAGAGCAAUUCAGUCGUGCCAUUGCAGUAGCAGGUGGUCUCCCAAUUCUGAUGCAAGUCCAGCAACGAUUCCCUAGUAAUAUUGACCUCUCCAUUCUUCUCGCGAAGAUCAUUUCAAAUCUAUCCCUGCACAGCGAAUACCUGGAGGACAUCUACAUGUCAGGAUGGAUUGGAGUACUUGCCUCGUGGGCGAGGCACGAGGACGUAAGGGUCGCAGCCCCAGCUGCCAGGGCCCUCGCCAAUCUGGACCUCGAUUUUCAUGGAGACGAAAAAUUUCACAAAAGGAUUUACCUGCUCCACCCCAUGCAUCGAGUCUCGACGAAGGCUGAGAUGGAUGUUAUUUUUAUCCAUGGAUUGUUGGGAGGGAUCUUUGUCUCCUGGAGACAGCGAAAUGAGGACUUCCCAGCGAAUGUGCAUAAUUCACAAAUGACUUUUGAGACUGAAACUCUGGAUCUCGCCAUUGGUGAUCAGCCAAACGAAUUUAUAAAAGAUCUCGCACGUGAUAUGCAGCUGCGGGAAUGGAAGCAAAUUGGUCAAGAUUUCGAAAUUGUUCUGGAUGACUGUCCAGUGUCUAUGAAUUCACGCGCCUGUGGCCCCUUCACUUGCAAAGGGGACGACUACUGCGUGGAGCAGAGAGAGCUAGACCAGCAUGUGAGGACUGAGUGUUGGCCGAAAGACUGGUUGCCAAAAGAUUUGCCCCAUAUCCGAGUAAUUGGGAUUAAUUACGAUACAAAUUUGUCCCUGUGGAGUCUACCAUGUCCGAUAGAAAGUAUGAGGAGCACGUUGGACGAGAGGAGUAACGAGUUCACUGGGAAAUUAUUGGUUGCAGGCGUUGGAAAACGCCCUGUUGUCUGGAUCUGCCACUCAAUGGGCGGAUUAUUAGUGAAACGAAUGCUCGUGGAGGAGUGGAAGAAAGGCGAUCCCCAUGAAUUAUGCAAGGAGACAAAGGCAAUAUUUUUCUACAGCACUCCACACCGUGGCUCACACAUUGCUGCACUCAAACGAACAACUCAAAUGCUCGUUUGGCCUUCCAUUGAAGUGCAAGAGUUGAGAGAAGAGUCACCAAAAUUACUGAAGCUCCACGAGGACUUCCUGAAUAUGCUGCAAGAGUACAAAAUCGAAAUAGUAAGUUUCAGCGAGACCAAACCCACCCCCGUGACAGCCCUGAAGUUUCCUCUCCAAUUCGUGACACCGAAGUCAGCAGAUCCUGGUGUGGGGGAGUUUUACGAAAUUCCCCAGGACCACUUGUACAUCUGCAAACCAGCACAUAGACAAUCCUUUUUGUACCGCAAAGUGUUGAGUGUUCUUAAGGAAUAUUCCCCCAAGAGUUGAUAACCAAAUAUUGUCCGAUUGAAUGAGGAGGUCAACUGAUACUGCACUGCUUUCGUAUCCCUGGAAUUUGCUGCUUGACUGCGAGGGCUGGUAAUAGUAUCCAUUCCAUUCCGAUCUCCAACUGUCGUAAACAUUGUAUUUCUUCUCGUCCUGCCGAAUUCCAUCAACCAAAAUCUAAAUCAAGAUCGAUGAAAAUUGAAAAUUUCUUUUCUAUUUCUCUCAAUACGAUAGACUCUCGUUAUAGUUGCGUGCAUGAAUAUACGAGAGAAAUUUAUUUUUCGGCUUUAUUUUGCCCGGAAUUUAAUUGCUCAUCGGAGGAAAUGAUGAAUUAUUUACAUGUCGAAGCCUGGAGGUAGGAAAAUGGAGGAGCCGAAAGAUACGCGACGAAAGAAAUUGGGGAGAGGUGCGACUAUAACGGAAUUCUACUGUAUGUUGUAUAAUUAUAAAUAUUAAUUAAUAUCAAAUAAAAUUAUUAAUUGUGCCAUCUAUUAUGAGAAUAGCUUUAUUCAA
Fopius arisanus is the source of this 2844-nucleotide messenger RNA. RefSeq names its product protein SERAC1. The coding region runs from base 247 to 2334 and encodes 695 amino acids. Lineage: Eukaryota; Metazoa; Arthropoda; Insecta; Hymenoptera; Braconidae. The transcript is spliced from 10 exons. The record is from RefSeq and is a predicted model, not a curated record.